AUGAUAAAGGUGUUUUUCGGUUUGCUGGCUUCCUCAGCCCUGUCAAAAGGAAUGUUCAUCCAUAACAAUACAGAUAAAGAGAAUUUCAAACCUCCUCCACCUGGGUCACAUGACAGUCCCAUUCCCCCUGAAUUCUGGGAUAGUAGUGGUUAUGCUCCACUGCCAGACAACAACCCCAUACCACAAAACAUGAUGGGUGAUGGCCUUCCACAGAUACGCGAUGGCUUUUUAUUGCAAUACGACAUGACCGUUCCAACAAACAACUACCCAGUUCUGCCAAAAGGUUACCCCUUGCCACCAAACAUUCCGGGUAAUCUUCAGAAUUCCCGCACGUUCGACAUGACAGAUCUGACCUACUGCAAUAUGAUCUUGGAAGCACCUGUGCCCCCUACUGCAGAUCAAGUACCCUGGUUCUGCACCUGCUCUUUGUGCAACACAGCUAAUGGUGCUCCAAAGGGUGAGAGAGGAGACAGAGGUCUACCAGGAUACCCUGGGAGUCCAGGAAGUAGGGGUCUAAGUGGCCCCCGAGGUCUACCAGGUUUCACAGGUCCACCAGGAUUUAAGGGGCAGAAAGGUGAUGAAGGUAUAAAAGGGAAUGAUGGACCAGUGGGCCCAAUGGGAAGAAUUGGCGAGCGUGGCUUCAAGGGUGAUAAAGGAGACAUGGGCAUAUAUGGGAGUCCAGGGGAACCAGGACCUCCUGGACCACCUGGGGAUUGCUCUCCAUUGUGUUCUUCUAUGAAUGGACCUCCAGGAGAAGUUGGAUUACCCGGAGCAGUUGGCCCUAGAGGCCUUCCAGGAAGCUCAGGAGAGCCUGGGCCAAAAGGCGAAAAGGGAGAUAAGGGUGAACUGGGUAUGCCUGGAGUUCCAGGCCUUACUGGGCUGAAAGGAAAUCAAGGUGAGCAAGGUGUGUGCAAUUGCAAGGAUGGGCAAAAAGGUGCAGAUGGAAUUACUGGGCCUCUUGGUCCAAAGGGUGAAAAGGGGGAUGUUGGUCCUCGUGGGCUUGAAGGGGUAAGUGGUCCAAAAGGUGAAAAAGGACAAGAAGGAAUGACAGGUUUUCCUGGCCCCUGCUCUCCUGCGAUCCAAUCAGGGUUUUCAGCAAGACUGGCUAUAAGUUCCCCAAGUCCAGAUGCACCUGUGCCUUUCAGCCUAGUCAUUUAUAAUGUACAGUUUCACUACAACCCAACUACAGGUAUCUACAGGGCUCCCGUCAAUGGCACAUACAGCUUCAGCUACAAUUUGUGCGCCUUAAACAAAGUGCUCAAAGUGGGGCUUUUCCAAAACUUCAUCCCAAUCGUGAAAAGCACUGGGCCUAUAAACCUUGGUAUGGUCUCUCAAGAAGUGAUUCUACACCUCAACAUGGGUGAUCAAGUGUGGAUCCAGGUCAAGGACACAAACAGUAAUGGUAUGUGUGUCAACAGCGAGAGCAGUAGCACCUUCUCUGGCGUUCUGCUUUACCCAGACAACUGCGACGUACCCUUUUCCCGAGAAAUACCUGACCCGAUUACUGGCACAUUUAGCUGGGGUACACUGGAGGCACCAGAACCAUAG
Silurus meridionalis is the source of this 1548-nucleotide messenger RNA. Its product is annotated as complement C1q and tumor necrosis factor-related protein 9-like. The record is from RefSeq and is a predicted model, not a curated record. Bases 1 to 1548 code for a protein of 515 amino acids. NCBI's taxonomy places the organism in Eukaryota, Metazoa, Chordata, Actinopteri, Siluriformes, Siluridae. The transcript has 4 exons. Gene Ontology annotation, molecular function: protein binding.